GAAUCUCUACCGAUAAGAGAUCAGGGCACUCCAUUCUAUGUUCUUCAAGCCUCACUUUCCCAUCAUCAAAAGGUCAACCUAAACCAACACAACAACCAGAAACCAACUUUCACAGAUUCUGGGAGCCCAAAAUGAGCCCAUCAAAGACCACUAGGAAGCUGGAGGUGGUUUCACCAGUCCCUGCUGAUAUAGACAUUGCCAAUUCAGUUGAGCCUGUUCACAUCUCUGAGAUUGCCAAAGACCUUAAUCUCAGUCCUGACCACUAUGAUCUCUAUGGAAAAUACAAGGCCAAGGUUUUGUUAUCUGUGAUUGAUGAACUCAAAGGAUCUAGUGAUGGGUAUUAUGUUGUUGUGGGAGGGAUUACUCCUACACCUCUUGGAGAAGGCAAGUCUACCACCACUGUUGGACUGUGUCAAGCUUUGGGUGCUUUUCAAGAUAAGAAGGUUGUCACUUGCCUUCGUCAACCAUCACAAGGACCAACUUUUGGAAUCAAAGGUGGUGCAGCAGGUGGUGGUUACAGUCAAGUGAUCCCAAUGGAUGAGUUUAAUCUGCACUUAACAGGAGAUAUUCAUGCAAUAACAGCUUCAAACAAUCUUCUAGCUGCUGCUAUUGAUACUCGGAUGUUCCAUGAGGCAACCCAAUCAGAUAAGGCUCUAAUGAACCGAUUAUGUCCACCAAACAAAGAAGGAAAAAAGAGCUUUAAUGAUAUCAUGUUCAGACGUCUGAAGAAGCUUGGUAUCUCCAAGACGCAGCCUGAAGACCUUACACCAGAAGAAGUUAAGAAAUUUGCUAGGCUUGAUAUCGAUCCAGAUUCUAUCACCUGGAGAAGAGUAAUGGAUAUAAAUGACCGGCUCUUGAGAAAAAUAACAGUUGGUCAGGGUCCCGAAGAGAAAGGGAUGGUGAGAGAAACAGGAUUUGAUAUUUCAGUUGCCAGUGAAAUAAUGGCAGUUUUAGCCCUUACAACAUCUCUAGCAGAUAUGAGAGAGAGGCUUGGCAAAAUGGUAAUUGGAAACAGCAGGGCUGGUGACCCUGUUACUGCUGACGAUCUGGGUGUCGGAGGUGCAUUAACAGUUCUAAUGAAGGAUGCUAUUAACCCUACAUUAAUGCAGACUCUUGAGGGGACCCCGGUUCUUGUUCAUGCUGGUCCUUUUGCAAAUAUUGCGCAUGGAAAUUCCUCUAUUGUGGCUGAUAAGAUUGCGCUAAAGUUGGUAGGACCAGGUGGCUUUGUAGUCACAGAAGCUGGUUUUGGUGCUGAUAUUGGUACUGAGAAAUUCAUGAAUAUAAAAUGCCGGUAUAGUGGUUUAACACCACAGUGUGCAAUUAUAGUUGCCACCAUAAGGGCCUUGAAAAUGCAUGGUGGUGGCCCUGAUGUUGUUGCUGGGAAGCCUCUUAAUAGUGCUUACACAACUGAGAACGUGGCUCUGGUAGAGGCUGGCUGUGUGAAUUUAGCCAGGCAUAUUACAAAUACAAAAGCCUAUGGUGUGAAUGUUGUUGUUGCCGUGAACAAGUUCUCAACUGACUCUGACGCAGAAUUAAAUGCAGUUAGAAAUGCAGCACUGGCUGCCGGAGCGUACGAUGCUGUUAUAUGUACUCACCAUGCUCAUGGUGGAAAAGGAGCGGUAGAUCUAGGGAUUGCCGUUCAGAAAGCCUGUGAGAAUGUUACACAACCAUUAAAGUUUUUGUAUCCUUUGGACUUCAGUAUUAAAGAAAAGAUAGAGGCAAUAGCCAGAUCAUAUGGUGCAAGCGGUGUUGAAUACUCGGAGCAGGCUGAAAAACAGAUCGUGAUGUACAGCAGGCAAGGGUUUUCUGGUCUGCCAAUAUGCAUGGCAAAGACCCAGUACUCAUUUUCUGAUAAAGCUACUGAGAAAGGAGCGCCAUCCAAUUUUGUCUUACCGAUAAGGGAUGUGAGGGCAAGCAUUGGAGCUGGAUUUAUAUAUCCUUUGGUAGGAACCAUGAGCACAAUGCCAGGACUUCCAACCAGGCCUUGCUUUUAUGAUAUUGAUCUUGACACCACCACUGGAAGGGUUAUUGGUCUUUCUUGAAGGUUUCUGCAAUUAGUUCUCCACAUGCUCGCUGAGUUGGCCUUUCCCAGAACUUAUCAAUACAAUUCCUUUAUUUGCUCCUUUAUUAAUUGUAUCAGUUUUCUGUAUUACUAUAUAAUAAUCUCAGCAAUGGAAACAAGAGGUUAAUUGAUAAUUAGCUUCUUGUGUUUCUGAUAUAGGAUGUAUCAAAAGAGGUGUUGAGUACAAUUUGGUGAUUUCAUUAAAGAUUGGAGACAAUUGGACCCUGCC
Messenger RNA from Fragaria vesca subsp. vesca, 2291 nucleotides. RefSeq names its product formate--tetrahydrofolate ligase-like. The transcript has 5 exons. Lineage: Eukaryota; Viridiplantae; Streptophyta; Magnoliopsida; Rosales; Rosaceae. The record is from RefSeq and is a predicted model, not a curated record. Gene Ontology annotation, molecular function: ATP binding; formate-tetrahydrofolate ligase activity. Bases 132 to 2042 code for a protein of 636 amino acids.